GUUUAUUUACAAAUUAUACUAUAGCUAUUAAAAAGAAUAGUUUUAACGGUGAUAUGCUAAUCCCAAUUAUUGCUUAACAACGAAUUGUUGGCUAAUAAUAGUAUUUAACUUUAUGCAACCAUAAAACAACCUUGCAUAAACUUAAUAGUACCUGCUAUUGUUACACAUUUGUAAAAUUCAGAAUCGUUUUAACAGGAGCAAUAUUUUUAGAGAUUUUUAUUGGAGAUGUUAGAGACUGAGACUGUCAAUAGCUACGGGUACACUGAGGCUCCAGGCAAUAACUUUUUUGACAGUGAGAAUCUCAAGUGCUUGAAGGCACCUUUAACCUCACCGGCCUUCAAUAAUUUUUCUACUCACAUGGAGACUAGCGCAGCACGUUUGGAGGAAACAUUGGAGUUAUUAAACUUGAGGUAUCAAACUUUAUUCUUCUUGGCCUCCGCUGCCCUUGUUACCAGCUCAGUUUUUUCAGUCACAAAAACUUUCGGAUUCAGUACCUUGCCCGGAUUAUUACUCUCACUCUUUUUAUUGACUAACUCAUUGCUUGUUAUGGUUUUGGAUAUUCCCGGGACUCCGAGGUGGGCAGCCAAGUACCGCAGACACAUAAGAAAGAACAUGAGAUUCUUGACAAGAUUAACUGGAAAAUCUUUGUGGCUUGCAGUAUUGGGUGCAUCGAAUAUGGUGACCUUGAAGUCCAACAGAAAGGUCGGAGCUCUUCGUUUUCUUUUCGGAACUUUAACCUCACUUUUCGUCUUUGCCGUAGCAGUUACCGGAUUUGCAAUUGCUGUAAGGAAAAGCUUUAGACUUGAAAAGGCAAGGAACGUCGUGAAGGAUGCAUCCAAAGGUGCCUAUAUAGACGUUUUCCGCAAAUAUGCUUUAUCUGACCCUGAACAUGGAAUGCAAUUCGAGGAAUUUAACAGGCUUUGUUCCGAUUACACUUCUGGCAGACUUCAAUUCGAUAUUGUUGAUCUUUAUAUAAUCUUUAAUGUUCUGGACGAACACCAGAAGUGUGCAGUUAACGAAAGGGAGUUUUAUGAGUGGCUGGCAGGCUCCCUUGUAUUUUUAUGAAGAUUUUAAAAAUGUAAAAUAGUUAAUUUAUUCCAAUAUA
Theileria parva strain Muguga is the source of this 1105-nucleotide messenger RNA. Its product is annotated as putative integral membrane protein. The record is from RefSeq and is a predicted model, not a curated record. The transcript has 4 exons. The coding region runs from base 226 to 1065 and encodes 279 amino acids. NCBI's taxonomy places the organism in Eukaryota, Apicomplexa, Aconoidasida, Piroplasmida, Theileriidae.